AUUUUGACUCGUGUCUUCGUCUUCGUCGUCUUCUCAUCUUGUCUUCUCAUCCUUCCUCUUUUUUAACCUCUUGUCGCGCUCAAUUAAUUUACGCGAGAGAGUUUCGCAAUCCCGCAAUCAUGGCGGAUUUCCUAAAGAAUAUUGUUGGGGGAAGCAAGUCCCCUGAUACUCCUAUACCAUCCUCCGAUUCAGAUUUCGCCGACUUCGCCGAUGCGCCUUCGCCGUCGCCUGUACCCUUUGAAUCGGUCGCCGGCGGUGCUACCCUUGGUGGCCCUGCGCCUACCAGCGUCCCAUAUACAAAAUGGUACAAUGUCCACGAGCGCUAUACACUAAACGACUUCCGCGCUGAGGGCGUCAUCCUAGGCAUUAUCGCUGUGGUCUUUACAUUACACUUCAUUGGCACCAAGCUCAACCGAGCUAAGUCGAGGGCAUGGAUUAAAGCGCAUGCUUCAGUACUAACCAGCGAGUUUGCUGCGGUUGGUUUCGGUAGAACUUCUGAGAAAACCCCCGAGAAACUACUAAAGGCCAAGAGCCUUUUUGAAUACGCGACGUACGCGACUGGCCGACAGAAUGUUGCGUUCAUGGAUGUCAAAUUGACUCUAAAGAAGCGCUUCAACCCUGUUAUGACAUUGAUAGAGACUGCCUUAAGCUUCUUUUUCGAUAGCUUUGGCGCUCCUGAGGAUUCCGUGGAAGCCGUCAUCUACCCAUUCGAUGGAAAAGAGGCGCAGAUAGUCCCUGCUCUUCCAGGCGCUGCCGAGCUAAGAAGCAAGGAUUCCAAGAGCACCUUCGAUGGUUUUGUUUGGGCUGUUGUCAACAAGGACAAGAUGAAACAGCUCCGAGAAGAGCGAUACGAUUUGUCCAUCACCUUUACCAAGGAUAACUCCAAGUUGCCUAUUUGGGCAACCGUCAUGAGCGAGAGCGCCGAGAUUACCGAGACCCUUCUUACGAACGAACUCGCCUCAGCUAUCAAGAAGGCCGGCGAUUUAUUCGACUAUAUCAUCAUUAGCGACCAACCCGUAGACAAACCCACGAAGAUGGACGAGACAAUUCCACGCAAGCGCCUCUACUUGCGGUACCGCCUUCCAUCGUCCAACAACUAUGACGACCUAGCCCCUCUCCUUUCUUAUUUCGUGCGAAUUUCUGAUCACCUAGCAUCUUCUGCCCAUUUCCGACCAGAGGUCAUCCGAAAGGUCAGAGCUGUUCGAGAUGAGAACAUCAAGCAGAUCCAAAAGGCCGCCGAGGAAGAGAAGGCUGAGGAGAGGCAGGCAGAGCGUGACAGGGCCAAGAAGGCGAAGCGCGAUGCUGAGUUGAACGCGCUAGACGCCAAGGCUCAGAAGAAGUACCUCGAGAGGGAGAAGGAAAAGGAGUUGCGCAAGUCCUCAAAGAAGCAGACAGUCCGAGCUUGAGUGCUUGUACCAACCCAAUUCUUGAAUAUUUCUCGUGGAUAUUUUUUAAGGAUGGUAUUGAAAGACGGUUAGGGGAUGGACGAAGGGAUGACUAAUGGUGACAAGGUAUCAAAAGUGGCAUCACGCGACAUUUGACUUGUAUAUCUAGCAAAAAAAGGGGGGCUGUAUCGGAAAUAUGCAUCUUAGGCGUACGUCUGCGAGCUCUGAUUAAAUCAAUGUAUGAUAUUUGGCU
Messenger RNA from Annulohypoxylon maeteangense, 1638 nucleotides. RefSeq names its product DUF1682-domain-containing protein. Gene Ontology annotation, molecular function: calcium ion binding. Gene Ontology annotation, cellular component: endoplasmic reticulum. The coding region runs from base 120 to 1406 and encodes 428 amino acids. Gene Ontology annotation, biological process: endoplasmic reticulum calcium ion homeostasis. The transcript has 3 exons. Lineage: Eukaryota; Fungi; Ascomycota; Sordariomycetes; Xylariales; Hypoxylaceae. The record is from RefSeq and is a predicted model, not a curated record.